Messenger RNA from Chelonoidis abingdonii (Abingdon island giant tortoise), 630 nucleotides. RefSeq names its product spermatogenesis associated 46 (gene SPATA46). The record is from RefSeq and is a predicted model, not a curated record. Gene Ontology annotation, biological process: fertilization. Gene Ontology annotation, cellular component: nuclear membrane. NCBI's taxonomy places the organism in Eukaryota, Metazoa, Chordata, Testudines, Testudinidae.
AUGGAGAACUUCUCCCUGCUGACGAUCUCUGGGCCUCGUCUGCCCAGCUGUGCCAUGAAGAGCGAACGUGAGCUGCCAUUCCCCAGGAACACACCCAGCCUGCCAGCUUGUGUCCCCAGCGAUGGCCAGAACAGCGAGCCUCUAGGGUGCAAUUGCACCAUCUACCGGCCCUGGUUCUCCCCCUACAGCUACUUUGUGUGCAUGGACAAGGUCAGCAAGCGGGAGGCCUGCAGCUUCCCAGACAUGCUGGUGGCCAGCGCCAGGGACACCAGCCAGCCUGAUGAGCUCCCAGAGAGCAUCUGCUCCUCCUCCUGCUCCCUGGAGAAGGCUCGCCCCAACGAGGGCACAAGGAGAGCCAGCCCUGGUGUGGAGGCCAGGGACUGCAUCACAUCCCGGGACAUCCUGAUGGCCUCCAAGUGGCAGCCAGCGCCACAGAACGGCUACAAGUGCGUGGCCUGCUGCCGCGUCUUCCCCACCCUGCACUCACUCAAGACGCAUGUCAAGUGUGGCUUCAAGGAGGGCUUUAGCUGCCAGGUGUAUUACCACAGGCUCAAAGUGCUGUGGGAGAAGGAGCGCACAGCCCGGCCCAGCAACUGGCUGGCCUUCAGCAGCUGCAAAACACCCAAGUGA